UGGGCCAACCGUGGUAAAACGUGGUCGUGGCUCACUGACCUAUACUACAGCCACUCACGAUAAAUUAAUUUAUUAUUCCCGAUUCCUUUACAACCUUGCACGUGAAUUAAGUCAACCAACUCUCCUUCCAAAAACAUUUUAUGGUAAGCUCUGAUAUUACCUACUCUUUACAAAUAUACCUCUGAAUGAAACCGUUUGCAUAUAUGAACUUUUACGUAAUAAUAUUUUGCUGAAUGGCUUUGCUGAACCUCAAAUUAAGAACAUGUUGGACAUUACAACCAAGAAUUCACACUUUCUUUUCAACAACACCUUCUUUGAACAAGUAGAUGACGUAGCGAUAAGCUAUCCGCUGAAUCCAGCGAUAAAAUAUAUUUCUCCAGUAUGUCGACACCUGCUCCGCUGGUUUCAGACCUAUCCUUUACGGAAGAUUUAGAGAAUUUGCUCAAAUAUUAAGUUUAAAGAAUCUGUAGGCUACAAAGAAGACCAGAGAUCUCUAAUGAUGACUUCAGAAAGGGAAAGGCUGGGUCCAAAAGAGAUACAAAUACCUCUUUCAUAUGGGCAUCUGGCUGCAAAAGAUUGGGGACCACCAAAUGGACUACCUGUACUAGCUUUGCAUGGCUGGUUGGACAAUGCUGGCUCUUUUGACACUUUAAUCCCAUUAUUGCUUCCAAACUUGAGAGUAAUUGCAUUAGACUUACCUGGACAUGGUCUAUCCUCACACAAACCUCCUGGUAGUAUAUAUGAAUUUGUUCAUUUUCUUGUUGACAUUAAAAGGGUUAUUGAAUUUUAUGAAUGGAAAAAGAUUACUAUAAUAGGGCAUAGCCUUGGAAGUGGAUUAGCAGUAUUUUUUGCAAGUCUGUAUCCAGAUCUAGUUGAACGUGUAAUUGGUAUUGAUCUCAUAAAGCCUGUAGCCACACCUGUUGAGAAGAUAACUCAGAGGGCUGCUGAAGCUAUUAACCAACAACUAGUAUUGGAAAAGAAACGUUCACAAGAACCACCAGUUUACACACAAGAUGAGGCUCUUCAACGUCUAAUUGAAGGAUUGCAAAACCAAGUUACUGAAAAGUCAGCCAAAAUCCUGAUGAAAAGGGGAACCAGGCUUUCUAGUGAUGGAAAGGGUCUCAUUUUCACCCGAGAUAUACGUGCAAGGAGGAUUUAUCUCUUCAACUUUGACAUUGAACAACAGAAACUCAUUCUAUCACACCUGAAAUGUGAACUGUUAAUUAUUAAGGCAAAAGGGGCACCUUGGUUUGAAGAUCCUGAAAUACAAAAAUAUUUUUUAGACCUGUAUGCAAGAAAUAGCAAAAGAUUUCAGUUUACUGAGGUUGAGGGCUCCCACUUUGUUCACCUGAAUAACCCAGAAAGGAUUACACCUAUAAUUAAUACAUUCAUCUCUAAGAGGUUAAUGGAGAAUAAAGGAAAGCUUUAAGCAUACUCAUAGUUUAAUGAAAUUUAUCAUUUAUAUUUUAGUGGUAUGUAAAGGUUUUAUUUUGAUCUUUUAUUAUGAGAUUACUUGAUCAUUUUUGUUAUUAUAUAAUAAAAUCCCACAUACCUUAUUUACUCGUGUAGCUUUGUGCAAAAUUCAAAACAAACAAACAACUAGUGAUAGAGAAGGAUAAUUUUGUUGUUGAGUUUUAUAUUCUUAAUACUUCUUGAUAUAUAAUUUAUGUUGAAAUAUUUAUACACAUUUUAAAAUGUUUUUAAGAUUUUAACAUAGUCUCUCAGAAAGUAAGUGAAUCUGGAUAUAAAAAUCACUGGUCAAGACAAAGAAUUAUUAGAUAAGUCUUAUUUGUCAAAUGUUUCAUUUUGUAUGUGCUAACCUUUAGAGUUUUAACAGCUUCAAGUACAAUUGUAUUGUUAAAUCCUAGUAAUAAUGCUAAGGUAUGUAGGUAACAUAUAGUUCACAGAAAAUUAUUACCUUAAUCUGUGUUAGCUAUGUACAAAAAUAUGUAACAGUACCAAUAUAUCUAUAUAACAUUCUUACAGGUUGAGCAAUAGUGGGCCUGUCUAAUAUAUGUAUACAUAAUUUUAAAUACAAGCAUCAAAUAACAGACAAUCUAGAGUAUAUAUGAUAAUAUUUUUGGCUUUGUUUACAAAUUUUAAGUUCUAUAAUGUUGGGAGCAUCAGUUUACUGUUUUGAUGAUAGAAUUGAUUACAACGUGUAUAUUUUAAACAAAUUUAUUGACUAUAUAAAUCAGUGUUAAUCUAAAUUAGUAAAUAUGAUGUGGGUAUACUGAAAUUAUAACGUUUAUUGAAUUGUUUUGAUUUUAUUUAUUUAUUACAAAUUUUUAAGUUCUAUAAUGUUGGGAGCAUCAGUUUACUGUUUUGAUGAUAGAAUUGUUUACAAUGUGUAUAUUUUAAACAAAUUUAUUGACUAUAUAGAUCAGUGUUAAUCUAAAUUAGUAAAUAUGAUGUGGCUAUACUAAAAUUAUAAGGUUUAUUGAAUUGUUUUGAUUUUAUUUCUCUCACUAUUUUUGCAAUAUAGUAUUAAUGAGUUAGCCACCUACUGAGUUAUUUUGAUAUGUAACAAGUAUGUGAUAGGAAUGUUUGUGCACAAACUCAUUAG
This is a messenger RNA of Limulus polyphemus (Atlantic horseshoe crab), 2566 nucleotides long. Its product is annotated as serine hydrolase-like protein. Bases 497 to 1429 code for a protein of 310 amino acids. The record is from RefSeq and is a predicted model, not a curated record. Lineage: Eukaryota; Metazoa; Arthropoda; Merostomata; Xiphosura; Limulidae. The transcript has 2 exons.